AUGGAAAAGGAUAUAUACUGCGCCAUCUGCGGUGUUGGCUUCGGGGGCUUCCAGAUUGGGUCCCGGGCGCCGGAAGCACUUGAGCAGCGAGACCGGUUCGUGGAAAACAGACGGCGGGCGCUCAAGCGGGACCUUCCGUUUCCUUCACCCUGGGAUAAGGACAGGAAGACUGAGAGUGAAGAAUCGGAUGAAAAUGAUGACGAGGUUGAUGUUGCCGUUAAUCACAAUGAGCAGGGCGAGAUAGAAGCGGGAAAUGUCGACGGCGAUGAACAGCCGAAUCGCGACAGGGAGAAUGACAUGCAAGUGGAAAAUGAAGAGCAAAACGUCGUAAAUGACGAGCUGAAUCACGAGAUCACUAGAGAAGGCGAAAACCGGGACAGUGCCAUCCAAGGCCUGGGGCAGAGCGAAGUCCCUCCAGAGGUCGACGUCGAUCAAGAAGAGGCGGCGCAAACCGAUGGCGAGACCGGCGAGGAAGAGUCAGAGGAAGAAUCAGAGGAAGACGACGACCCCGAGGAAAACGGCCCAGAGGGUUACGAUCCACGCUUGGUGGACCCAGAUUCCUUUGACUGGCUCCAUCGUGUACAUUGUCUCGGAUACAAUCGGCAUGCAACCGGCGAGAGGAAGACCUUCGUGAUCGGGCCUGGCGAAUAUCUUCGCGGUGAUGAUAUCGAAAUCCACCGUGGAAAGGACAGAGUCUGGGUCACAGCUUUCAUUGCUGUGCUCUGUAUAAUCACACUGUCCAACUGGGACCUCAAAGCCAGUGCGUUGUCGGGAAUUCCGGUGUUAGGACUGCUGAUCGUUUACCUUGCUUUGACGCCCAGGUCUGGCAAGCGCGCUGGAUACCGUAGGCCCAUUGAUGAUGGGCGUAUCAUACGUCCGCUUGCAUUCCGUGUGGUGGUCACUCUCUUGGCUGCACUCGGCUUGGAAAUUGUGGCAUACGGGCCGCCAAGGAUCAGUGUUGUGGACACCAUCUUGGUAGGAGUCGCUAAAUCGUUGAUGUGGCAUUUCCUUCUUCUGACAUGCAAGGUUGAGCGUUGUUCCUGGUCAGUGGCUGCGGCGAUAGGAACAUUUAGCAUUGUGGCCACCAGGAAUCCAUUCAGCUUCACCUCGGAUAUUCAGGCGUUAUCCCAUCUUAUCGCAUCAUUAUUUGCCCUAGGGCAGGUUAUCUCCCUUCUACCGGAUAAAGCCAAAUCCAGAUCUGCCCUCUGGAUAUGCGUUGUUGUCUAUUUAGUCCCAUACCUGACCAACAUCUACGCCAUACACGUUGCAAAGUCUUCAUUGAUACAGUCCUCACAUCCGAUUGACCUACUCAUUCAAAAUGCCAAAGCAGAUUUUCAAGCCUUGCUCGAAAGACAGUCAAACAGUUAUAGCGCUGCCUGUGAGGAAUAUCGCUGCCGCUAUCGGAUGGAACCACCGCCCGGCUUUCAAACCUGGUACAAUUUCGCCAAAGCACAUCGAUCACCCAUCAUCGAUGACUUCGAUAUCAUUUAUGAUAGGAUCUCCCCAUUCUGGAGAAUUAGCGGGAGCGAGUUUACUGAAGCCAUCAACCGUUUACAAGAUACCCCGAACAGUGAUGUAUGGGUUUGUACGUUCUCGGCUGAAGCCACAACGAAUUGUAACCACCCUUACCGCAGCGUCGAUAGAAAUAUCCAAGGAUUCCUUAACACAGUACUAGCAGAUCUGCGCGGCCUUCUACCGGAUAUCAAAUUUCAUGUCAAUCACCUUGAUGAGCCUAGGGUUCUGCUACCGCCAUCUGCCUCUGAGGGGUCUGAAUCACUCAACAUAACAAGCUAUUCCAAGCGACCCGUCUGGGAUACAUUGACCAAGUCGUGUCCCUCACCGGAAAGCGAGAAAGCCGACAGACCGACGUGGGAAACGUUUGGUCUCCCGUUCGUGACUGACCGUCAGUCUACAAUGGACCUAUGCCGCCAUUCCGAGUACCGUGAAUCACACGGGCUCCUCAUCAGCCCUACAUCAUUCCCGUUGAUCGAAGGACUGGCUCCUGUACUGUCAACCGGCUCGCUGUCGACAAUGGGAGAUAUUUUGUAUCCCAGCCCUGCGUAUCUUGAGCCGGAAUUUGAAUAUGUAGAGGCCAAGGAUAUCAACUGGGACUCCAAACGCAACAAUCUUUACUGGGCCGGCUCAACAACCGGUGGAUUUGCGGUGAAUGAUGGCUGGCAAAGCUUCCAUCGACAGCGAUUUGUCAAGCUGGCACAAAACCUGGGAAACGGUCGCCAUUCCUAUCUUCGGGAAGGCAAAGGCGUGAUCAACCUUGUAAAAUCGUCCUUCCUUAACAGCAGACUAUUCGACGUUGCCUUUACCAGAGUCUUCCAGUGCGAGAAACGCUAUUGCCGAGAUCAACAAGCGCUCUUUCAAACCAAAUCAUGGGCAGACAAGGACGAAGCCUUGCAUUCACGUCUGGUGUUUGACAUCGACGGCAAUGGUAUCAGCGGGCGGUACUACAAACUGCUUGCGUCAAAGUCUGCGCCGCUCAAACAGACACUUCUGCGAGAAUGGCACGAUGACCGUCUUAUGCCAUGGGUGCAUUACAUUCCAGUCAGCCAGAGCAUGGAGGAACUGCCCGAAAUGGUCACGUAUCUCACCUCUGAGGCCGGGCAGGAACGAGCCCGGGAGAUUGCGGAGCAGGGUCGGGACUGGUUCUCAAAGGCCUUUCGUAAGGAAGAUCUGACUAUCUAUUUGUAUCGGCUUUUCCUAGAGCUGGCGAGACUCCAGGAUCCAGAGAGGUCUGCAAAGACCUAG
Messenger RNA from Aspergillus thermomutatus, 2760 nucleotides. Its product is annotated as glycosyltransferase family 90 protein. The transcript is spliced from 5 exons. NCBI's taxonomy places the organism in Eukaryota, Fungi, Ascomycota, Eurotiomycetes, Eurotiales, Aspergillaceae. The record is from RefSeq and is a predicted model, not a curated record. Bases 1 to 2760 code for a protein of 919 amino acids.